Molecule: messenger RNA, 711 nt
Organism: Magallana angulata
Lineage: Eukaryota; Metazoa; Mollusca; Bivalvia; Ostreida; Ostreidae
Product: putative nuclease HARBI1
Exons: 3
Coding region: 1-711 (236 amino acids)
Source: RefSeq, a predicted model, not a curated record
AUGGGUGUCUCGCAGCCCACCGUUUCUAUGGCAAUUACUGCCACUCUUAGAUGUCUCUCUUCUCCACAAAUUUGUGCACAGUUUAUAAAAUCCCCACUUAAUAUUCACGAAAUUCGCAAAAAUCAAGAAGAGUUCUUCAAAAUCGCCGGGUUUCCUGGAAUUGUUGGGGCCAUCGAUGGCACACAUGUACAAAUUAUCGCUCCUUCUGAAUACGAAAACAGACAUCAUUACCACAGCAUUAACACACAGGUCGUCUUUGAUCCAUUCCACAAGAUAAUUGAUAUCGUAGCGAAAUGGCCAGGGUCAACACAUGACUCAAGGAUCUUGAAUGAGAGUGGACUCAAGUCAUUGUUUGACAAGAACAGAAUCCCUCUUCACACGCAUUUGCUAGGAGACAGCGGGUAUCCUUCAAAGAAAUGGCUCCUAACUCCAUUUUUGCCACCAAACCAAGGGUAUUUUAUAGGGCUCAUAAGAAAACAAGAAGCAAUCGUGGAGAGAGGCAUAGGUCAGCUGAAGAGACGGUUCCAUGUUCUGCAUGGAGAGAUUAGACUGUCUCCAGACAAGGCAUGUCAAGUUAUUGUUGCUUGCUGCAUCUUGCAUAACAUUUGCAAGGACAGGCAGAUCCCAUGCCCCCUGGAUGAUGGUGACCUGGAUGACAAUCAGCAGGAUGAUGGUGAUGGGCUGAAUAAUAUAUUAUGGACAUCAGAGUAG